This is a messenger RNA of Papilio polytes (common Mormon), 1025 nucleotides long. RefSeq lists its product as uncharacterized. NCBI's taxonomy places the organism in Eukaryota, Metazoa, Arthropoda, Insecta, Lepidoptera, Papilionidae. The record is from RefSeq and is a predicted model, not a curated record. Bases 142 to 897 code for a protein of 251 amino acids. The transcript is spliced from 3 exons.
AGCAUCGACUCGACUACCGCGCAGUGGAUUUUCUGAAGGCUGUGGUGCGGGCCGCAUGCCAACGCUACGUUCGACCUCGCACGACCCUAUUAAUACAAGACACAUCGUCUAUCACUCAUAGUCCACUCUGUAAUCCCAAACAUGCAGUUCCUCCUGUUGUGUGUGUGCCUUUCGGUGGCUGCGGCUCCUACCCUUUCAACGCCUAUCCCUGCUGACGGCUUCGUGUUCCCAGAUGCUGUGAGAAAUCAGCGAAAACUGGAACCGAUUACUCCACCCGUUCUACCGGUAUUAGAACAUUUGGAGCGAGAUCCAAGUACGCUGCUUCCUGGUGAAGGCACCAAACGAGUGUCCGGAACUCCGAGGCCUCGGUUUGGAUUUGGAGGCGGGUUCAACGUGGCUCCGACUGGGAACGGCGGUCUGUCUGCAAGUGUGAGCAGCAGUGCCAGUGGUGCCGGUAUCAGCCACUCGGCGUCUCAGUCGUUCUCGUUUGGAUUCAAUGAAGGUUUCAGCGCAUCGCACUCAGCGAGUCAAGCCUCGUCCUUUAAUGGAUUUGGAAGCUUCAGCGGCAGUCAGGCGAGCAGCCAGGCUGCGUCAUUCAGCGGAGCUGGUGGCUCCCUGUCGGGCUCAGCAGCCGCUGCAGCUGCGCAGGGCGGGAGCUUCGGCAGCCAGAGCACAUCCUCGGCUUUCGGCUUCAAUUCACUCAACGAUGGAUUUCCUCGACCACAAGCAUCCUUUGGCGAAAAUCUUCUUGAUAUAAGACACCGUGGCGUGCCCAACUUCCCCUUCCCCAAUCUGCUCGCUAGAAACAGGGGUUCCGGAGCGGCAGCUUUCAGAACUCUGAACGGACCCACCAGUAGGAACGGAGACGACUUCUUAGCUGUACUAGUUUCUAAUUAAAAUUACGAAUCGAAAUGUUUGAAAUGGAGAUAAGAACAAUAGCCAGUUACUGAUUGGCCUAUUUUGACAGAUAAAUUUAUGGAUCACUAGCCUUCGCGACUCCAUAAGCGUGGAAUUUAAAAAAAAAA